This is a messenger RNA of Trypanosoma brucei brucei TREU927, 537 nucleotides long. RefSeq names its product guanylate kinase, putative. The coding region runs from base 1 to 537 and encodes 178 amino acids. Gene Ontology annotation, cellular component: cytosol. Gene Ontology annotation, molecular function: GMP kinase activity. The record is from RefSeq and is a predicted model, not a curated record. The transcript has a single exon. NCBI's taxonomy places the organism in Eukaryota, Euglenozoa, Kinetoplastea, Trypanosomatida, Trypanosomatidae.
AUGGGCGCUUAUCCGAAUCGCUUUGGAUUUUCCGUAUCACACACGACGCGUGCUCCCCGUGAGGGUGAGGUGCACGGCCGUGAGUACUUCUUCUCGACUCGUGAGAGCAUGCUCACAAUGGAGAAAGAGGGAAAGUUCAUUGAACUAUGUGAUGUUCACGGAAACUUGUAUGGCACCAGCAUUGAUGCGGUUAAGGAGGUUCAAAGUACCGGCAAGGUGUGUGUCAUUGACAUGGACGUGAAGGGCGCGCAGAAGCUGCGAGCGAGCGGUUACUUGAAGAAUGUACUUUAUUUGUUUGUCACGGUGCCAUCAAUCGAUGUUCUGCGCGCGCGAAUUCAAAAGCGGGGUGCAUUGAGUGAGGAAGUGCUUCAGCGGCGCAUUGCAACCGCUGAGGUGGAGUUGCACUUUUUGGGGGAAAAUCCUACCUUUUUUUCCCACGUCAUCACAAAUGAGGAGUUGGAGGUAUCGUACAAAAAACUGUGCGAAAUCGUUGGGAGCGAGUUUCUGAAAUAUGGUAUGGAGGGGUUAAAUAAGUGA